AUGACAUCAUCUAUGGAAGAUUAUUUUCGAACUGCUUUAAGUAAAGAAUUGGCAGUUGCACCACCGGAACGUGAGCAUGAGCAUUUAUCAUCAACUUCACGAUUGUUGGAAAAACAACGUGAAGUCACAGAAGCGGAAUCAUUAUUAACCAACCAGAAAGAAGAAUUUAAAUUAAAAAUGCAAAGUUUAAAAAUGCGUCGCGAGAAGCUUAAUUCAAAAGAACAUGAAUUACGCGAAAGUUUAGCUAAUUUCGAAAAAUAUAUCAACGAACUUGAUUCCAAAAAAAUGCGUGCACUUAAACGAGCUCAUGAUGAACGUGAACUUGCAUCAGUAAAACAAAAAGAUAUUGAAAGAUUACAAGCUGAAAUCGAUGAAUUAAGACGAAAACGAGAAGAAUUAACAACACGAAAUGCUAAAUAUGGUGAACAUAGUAAAUAUCUUGAAAAGACUGUUGAAUUAGCUGAUGAAUUUCAAGAAAUUCGAGAAUUAAUCGAUCGUUAUACAACACUAUAUACGAAUAAAGAAUCCUUAUUAGAAAUUCAAACUCAACGUGAAGAACAAUUAGAAAUGUUACGUCGAAAACGAGAUGCAUUUAUGCAGAAAACGAGUAAUGAAAUUUUAACAUUAAAUAAUCGUAUUGGUGAUUUACAACAUCACCUUGAACAAGCGGAAAUUGAUGCAAGACGCGCUGAAAAUGAUUGGAUUUUUAUUCAAUCGACUGCAGCUGAAAAAACAUUACUACUUGGCAAUGUUAUCUUAGCUGUACGUAAUUUAUAUCAUCUUGUACUUCGUCAACAAAAAGUUGAUAAAGAUGAAAGUCAAGACAUUAUAGAUCCAGUAAAAAGAGUUCGACAACAAUUAGAAAAAGUUGAAAUGUUUAUUCACGAUUUUACAGCUAUCACACACGAAAUGAAACGUGGUGAUCAAGCGAAAGCUAGAAUGAGUUAA
Messenger RNA from Adineta steineri, 948 nucleotides. The record is from the annotation of a GenBank genome assembly. Lineage: Eukaryota; Metazoa; Rotifera; Eurotatoria; Adinetida; Adinetidae.